UUUUCUUCAAGCUUACUGCAAGUCUUUCCACGGGGAUAAUCUAUUUAGAGAAUCACGAAAGGGCAUUUUCCUCGGAGCGAAACACUUGUCAUAUCCGCACAUAAAGCCAGACGUGUGCAGGCAUGAUGGUUUCGACUGGACAGCCACCUGAGGAAUUUCACAAGCGUUUCCUCCAUUCUGCUGGGAAACACCAUUAGCUACAAGUUUCCACUGUCUGUGUCAAAGCAAAACUAAACAAGGCAUACCAUUUUCUCACAUCACUGUAUUAAUAUCUGCUAAAUCAUACCUUGAGACUUGUACUCCUCAGUGAGAUAAGCCCCCUCUGUAAACCACACCUCCAGCUGACUAUAAAGUCUUCCUCUCUGAGCGGUCGCUCUCAGCCUCACACUCGCUCACUAACCCGGGGUGUUUUCUCUCCCUCUCUUAUUUCACCACUUCUUCUUUUUUUCUUUCCUUCAGUCUGUCUAUGUUGUGCUUGCGGUGCCUGUUUUCUCAGCAUGUUUUGGCACGGCCAGCUGAGUCUUGACAGAGAUCCAGAAUCACAGUAGCGCUUUCAGAAGGGGACUGUUGAAUUUGACGGAUUACGCCGAGAAGGGGAUCCGGAGGAGAGAAGUUUCUGGGACACAGGCGACAACAAAGGACUAAUUUUAACUCUGUGAUUCCCACCUGGCAACACCUUUAACCAUCAUCUGUCCUGUUGCUUUGGUAUCACACACAUCAGACUUUGAAACUUUGAUUUCAUGCCUUCCAACAUGUCUACAAAUUCGUCAGUCGACCACUGCAAAACACCCACCAACGCCACAUAUGAAAUCCUCUCCUGGGUGAUGGUUGGGCAGUUCACGCUCGGUCUGCCUCUCAACCUGUCCGUCCUCUACAUCUUCAUCUUCAGGUUCAAAUUCUGGAAGAACAAAAGUAUCUUCCUCUUCAAUAUUGUGGUUGCUGACUUCUUGCUGGUGGCCUGUCUCCCUGCCAAAGCCUACCAUUACCAAAACCACCUGAGGCGCAGCGAGAGCAAUCUGGAGUGUAAGGCGAUGCUCUUCAUGCUGUUCCUUAACCGGGGAGCCAGCAUCGCCUUCCUCAUCACCCUGUCCCUCGAUCGCUACUUCAACGUGGUGCAUCUCGGGCGGAGAAAUUUCGUCAAGAUUCUUAAGAAGACUCCGCAGAUCUCCAUCAUCAUCUGGCUUCUCUUGUUGCCCCUCACCAUUCCGACUAUGGUGAAGACCUUCGAGUGCUGCAACAGCCACGGCCGCAAAAUUGAGACCAGUUAUCACGACGUGACGGACACCUUUCGAGAGGUGGUCUUCUUCAGCCAGAUCAUCAUCCCCUUCAUCAUCCUCGUCUUCUGCACCGUGCGCAUCGUCAACCGCCUGAGGAAGAAGACGGUGGGGGAGAAGACCAAACUGAGGCGAGCCGUGUGCGUGGUCAUGUCCGUUGUCGUCGUCUUCACCAUCUGCUUCCUGCCCUGCGCCAUAGCCAGGGCGGUGCUGCUGAGCGUCAGGCUCAACGAUUGGCAGGAGGCGGAGAAUAUAGCGGUUCAGGUCUAUGACAGCCUCAUGGUUUUGUCUUACAUGGACUGCCUGCUGGACCCGCUCGUUUACUGCUUCUGUAACUCAGGGUUUAAAGACGCUUACAUAUCCACCUUCUGUCCUACGUUCCUUCAGAAGAAACUCAACACUGACUUUGGCUUGGGAACGACGACCACCACCAACACCAACACCAACACCACAUCUAGAACCAUCACUUUGCCAAUGAUAGAGAAAUGAUCUUAAACAAAGCUCAGGCCAUUCAUUUACUAUUGCACCUCUGCCACACAGAUAUAGUAGCAUAACCACUGGUCCACCCACACGGUUGUUUUCAGCUUCGCUGGCAGAUUUAACUGAUAGAACCGAAAUGUGACAUUUACUCGUAGAAAGGGCACAUCAGAUACGGUGAUGGCACACGCUUCCUCCGUAUAGUUUGUCAUCUGUGGCCAUCAGUGUACACGCAGCACGUGCUCAUGGUUUACCUAUUCACCUUAUUUGCGUGUAAAUGAAGUUGAAGCCGAAUAAAUCCUCAAAAAAAGUCAAGGAGGCGUCAGUUAAAAGUUCUGUAUGUGUUCACGUACAUGUACAUGGGGCAUUAAAGUGGAUUGUGAGCGGGGCUGUGAGACGGUCUGACUGAACUUACGUAGCUGCACAUUAUGCAGCUGCUGCCUGAUGUAAUGUAAAAAAUCUUUUUAAAAAGACAGCUUCAUGUUUAUAGAUUACAUAUAGUAAGUUUAUAUAUAUUUUUAUAUUGUUAUUUACUUGAAUUAAUGUGUUUAAUGUGUCAUUUAUUUCAAACCAUGUGUUGAGGUGCCAAUAUGAUACAGUAUUUCUGAAUAUGAUCCAAAGUAUUGUAUGUCGCCUUCACCUCGUGGUACUCCGUUACAGAUGAGAUGAAAACUGAAAUGUUUGUGCAGAUUUACUUCAGGUGUGUGACUCCUGAGCUGUUGAUGUUUUUUUCUUUCUUUCUAUAUUUUACAUGUGAGUACAUGAACCCUGACAUUGUUUUCAUAGCUCUUAUUCAUCACUCAGGAAACCAUAUCUGUGCACCAUCAAACCAGUCAUACCCGUUCUUGUUGUGGUUUCAGAGCCAGAUAUCGUGAAUUCAUUUUGAAUGUUUCAGUAUUUUGAAAUUACUCCUCAAAGUUUGUUUUUUAUAAAUUUCUUUCUGUGUUUGCAUGUACAUAAACUUCCUCAUCUACAGCUCAUCAGUCAGUAAACUUGUCUGAAUUCUGCUGCAGAAACUCGUCCUCGUCUACACUGUGUAUACAGUUCUGCUGCGUUGAUUAAUAAAAGUGAAUUAUUUGUAUAAUAACACGCCGUCUGCAGAUCUUUGUAUACUGCUGCUGUAAACACACACAGCACACAGGUGAUACAGAAUCUACGAGCGCCGGGUGUUGUCUCUCUCUCUUAUCGGCAAAACUUAACCACGGGAUGGAGAGCGCUGACAGGCAUUGAGCAACGAGUCUGACAUGCAGCGGUCUGACUGCGAAACCACCUUCCUGUUUUUCUAAUGGUGCAACGAGCACAAAGGCU
Larimichthys crocea (large yellow croaker) is the source of this 3059-nucleotide messenger RNA. Its product is annotated as hydroxycarboxylic acid receptor 2. The coding region runs from base 741 to 1763 and encodes 340 amino acids. The transcript is spliced from 3 exons. NCBI's taxonomy places the organism in Eukaryota, Metazoa, Chordata, Actinopteri, Sciaenidae. Gene Ontology annotation, biological process: G protein-coupled receptor signaling pathway. Gene Ontology annotation, molecular function: G protein-coupled receptor activity. Gene Ontology annotation, cellular component: membrane. The record is from RefSeq and is a predicted model, not a curated record.